Messenger RNA from Aedes albopictus (Asian tiger mosquito), 1734 nucleotides. RefSeq lists its product as uncharacterized. The transcript is spliced from 3 exons. NCBI's taxonomy places the organism in Eukaryota, Metazoa, Arthropoda, Insecta, Diptera, Culicidae. Gene Ontology annotation, molecular function: oxidoreductase activity, acting on the aldehyde or oxo group of donors, NAD or NADP as acceptor. The record is from RefSeq and is a predicted model, not a curated record. The coding region runs from base 342 to 1682 and encodes 446 amino acids.
AAGCCCAAUUUCUAUCUAAUACACAGCAUUGCUACCAAACCAAACUUUCGUGGUGAUAGUGUAGCAGUCCAGUCGAGGCGUACAACCAACGUUUUCUAUAGAGUAUAACAGCAGAUGCAAGCAACAGCAGAUUAGAAAGCAAAAACGCGCAUUCUGUUCGUGUGUUUUGUUUGACUGAGGGGUCUGCCUGUUUGCCAUAUCUCUGGGCUUCUAUCACUUUCGUUUACGUCGUCAUUCAAGCCGGUUCUUGUGUGUCGAAAUUUGUGACCAAGUUCAAUUACAUAAUCUGUCUCAGGGAUAUUUUAGUUGUGUAGCUGUCCAUCUUUUGUGAAGGAAGAAAAAUGAGUUCCACCAUUGAAAUUACGCCCAUCCGCAGUGCCGUCUACCGGGUGGAGCAGCGUGUCCGAACGUUCUACGAGUACGUUUUGCAGCAGAAGAGCGCUUUGGCGGCCUCCGUCGAGAGCAUUUCGGUGGACGAUGCCACGUAUCAGAUUGAGCUGGCUAUCAGCUUCAUGAAGCACUACAUGGAGCUGGACAGUGAUGGUUUGACGGAUACCCCACAGAGCAACCAUCGGGUGAUCAUUGACACUCGCAAGUCGUUGUUUGAAAUUCUACUGGAUCUGCACUCGUCGAUGCGAUCUACGUGCGUCGGAUUUAGUGUGUACUUCCGGGGUGAUCACAGGAAGAAUUACUUCGUGGAAAAGCUUUUGGAAUACGAGAACUUUUCCUUCGAUGCUGACAAGUUGGAUAUUCCGCAAAGUAGCUUCGAGGUGGCUUUCUGUACGAUGGUUGUGUUCGAUUCUGGUGAUCUAGAAUCUGCGACUGAUGUGUUGGCGAAGGCUUGGGUGAACUGCUCGGUCCCGUGGGAGAUCCGCAAUGUGUUGGUGCAAGAAACGGUGCAAGAGAAGUUUAUUACCCUGCUGGAGAGCAAACUUAAACCAUUCCUAUCAGACCACGUUCCAUGUGCAAAUGCAAUGGUGAGUGCCAUCGAAAAAGCAAACUCAACGGGACUGAGGGUGAUCCGCCCUGAAGGCAACAUGCCAGGGCCGGCUGUAGUCUACGGUUCGAGUGUGGACUUUUUCCUCAAGCCCAAUGCUGUGCAAGCCAGCCCGGUCGUGGUGUUGAACGUGUUCAGGACACCGAAGGAAGCGAUCAGUUUGGCGAACAAGAGCAACGGUGGAUCGGUAUCACUAUGGACCGAACAGCUAUGCCUGGCUAUGGAAUCGGCUUAUGCUGUGGAAGCACAGACCGUUUGGGUCAACACGUAUGCUCGGUUCAACCCAGCGUUCCCGUAUUCAUUCCGUCGUGAUGGCAACUGCUAUGGAUCCGAAUAUGCGAUCUACGAGAAGAAGGUGAAAACGGUAUUCGUCCCAUCGGCGGAACAUUCCACAAAUUCGGCGGAGAAGAACAAGGCGGCCAUCAAAGCUCUGGGAGUGUUGUCUGACGAGGUGAAAAAUCAUCGGUUUGCAUUCGUUCGCAACGAGAAAAACGUUCACUAUGAAGUUAUUAGCACUCCGUACAAGAUCGAAAACUACAAUGAGAAUCAUAAGAUGCAAAUCGUUGAGGACUUUUGGGAAAAAUAUGUAUCGAUUGAUUCGUUUGAUAGAAACUUACUGUUAGAUACUGUUUAUAAUCAGCGUAAAACUGUUGUCAUUCCAUAUGGAGUUAGCUUUGCAAAUUAAUUGUUUUGAACAUUGCUAAUGAAAUAAAGAACAAGAAAUUAAUGCUUUUUUA